UCGGUAGGUGUGUCAGUCAGGGGGAGUAGAGUCUAAGUGGUGAGGAGUGGAACCACUGUCUCGUUGUGCAUCAAUCACCAUGGUUGACACCCGUAGUGGGAAGAGUACUGCCCCGUCCGAGGCCGAACAGGCCCGGAUCGCCGCCCUUUUGAGAGAGAGAAAGGAGAAGAAAAAGUUCCUUAAACAAGUGAAGCUAAAGGCCAUUGCAGAGGAGCAGGCGAUGAAGAAGAAGAGAUUGGAGGAGGGGAUGCUGAAAUUUCAAAAGGGGAAGAUGAUGAUGUUAGAGAGAGAGGAGGAGGAAGGAAGAAGGGCUACAGAGGAAGAAGCAGCAGCAGAGGAGGAGGAAGAAGAAGAAGAAGAAGAGCCCCUUGAAAGGAGACGUGGAGAAGAGAGAGGGGAAGCAAGUGGCACGAAGGAGGAGGACAGAUGGAGGGAAAGGAAGAUUAGUGAAUGGGUGGCUAACUUAUCUUUGGGAGAAGAUGAAGAGGCACAGUUAUAUGUGUCGCAGGAGGAGAGGGAGGCGUUUGUCAGGGCCCUGGAGCUGAUAGAGGAUCCCCUGGAACGCCAGGCGACAGAGGAUGAGAAGAAGUUGGAGUGGAAGUUGAAGAUGAUGAGGGAAAAGAAGAGAAGGAGGGAGGAAGUCAACAGAAGAGCCGGGGAGGUUGAGCGAGUGCAAAUCGGAAGGCAGGAGAUACAAGCCCAAACAGAGGUCUCUGCCAAGCUAGACAAGAUGAUGAGCUUCUUAGAAGUUUUGAGUGAGGCCUGGCUGGAGGAGCACCAGGCCCGUAAGGGUCAAGAGGUGACCCUACAAGCAAUGCGAUCCGGGUUCAGAGAAUUUGUGAGCGACGUGGGUCACCACGGGACCGAAUUUAGAAGAUUGAGGGAUGGCGUAGACAAGUUUUGCUUAGGCGUCAUUGAGAGUGCCAAAGCGGUGGCCACAGUAGAGGCCACGACGCGUCCCCGCAAGGAGCCAGUUAAACUCAAGUUUCCAUAUUUAUAUAGCGGGAAGAAGGGAAAAGUUUUGACAACUGGGAGGCCGGUGUCAAUACUUAUGUGUAUUUACAACAUAUCGCUCCUGAGGAACAAGUCCUCGUCGCCUUCCACGCCUUAAAAGACGAAGCAGCCAGCUUCGCCAGGUCCCUCGCACGUGCCGCAGAUUUCGAGCACAAUAUGAUCGCAUAUUCCAAGC
This is a messenger RNA of Chara braunii, 1189 nucleotides long. Lineage: Eukaryota; Viridiplantae; Streptophyta; Charophyceae; Charales; Characeae. The record is from the annotation of a GenBank genome assembly.